AUGUGGGAAAAUUUAAGAGCUCAGAAGUUGGAUUUGGUGGCCUCCCCUACUGAGAGAUUGACAGAAGAUGAAUGGAUCCAGGUAACGACAAGGUCUAUACUGCAAGAAGAAUCAGCUAAGCUGUGUGCUAUACGCAGGGAGGAGUUUUGCCUUCAGGCUCAGGGGUUUCUGUCUUGCUCUCAUGUUUUCCACAGAAACUGUAUGCAGGCUUUUGAGUGGUAUUCUGGUAGGAAGUGCUGCCCAAUGUGCAGAAGGGAGCAUUACGAAACAUGUGUAAUUCAUGACGCUGCUUGACUUGACAGAUGUCGCUGUUCUACCAGGAGGAUGAUCUUCAAGAGCAGCGCAGCACGGCGCCGACAGUUGCAGGAACUGAAUGACAGCUUUGUCCGAUACUGUCACACCGACAUGGAGGCUUUUCUGAGUGAUAUCGACCGUUCGCUGUCAUCAAGCAGACGAGUCCUCGAACAGCUGGAGAGAAAAGGCAUCUCAGAACCUCGGGAGAACGAGUGGGAGCGACUGAAGAGCCAGGUCGGAAACAAGACACAGUUGGUCAUAAAAUCCUGA
Messenger RNA from Xiphophorus hellerii (green swordtail), 564 nucleotides. It is a transcript of the gene rnf32, whose product is annotated as ring finger protein 32. The record is from RefSeq and is a predicted model, not a curated record. NCBI's taxonomy places the organism in Eukaryota, Metazoa, Chordata, Actinopteri, Cyprinodontiformes, Poeciliidae. The transcript is spliced from 5 exons.